Molecule: messenger RNA, 732 nt
Organism: Oppiella nova
Lineage: Eukaryota; Metazoa; Arthropoda; Arachnida; Sarcoptiformes; Oppiidae
Source: the annotation of a GenBank genome assembly
UCUAUCACUAAAGUGCUGUUCGCAGCCGUCGUUAUAUUAGCCUUUGCUAUGAUUUGUUUGAAAGGUUUCAAUGGCCCGUACUUUAGAUAUUGGUUUCGUUUUGUACUUUUAUUUUCGUAUAUUAUACCCAUUAGUCUGAGGGUUAACCUCGAGAUGGGAAGAGUUGUCUACUCUUAUAUGAUUCAACGCGAUAUGGAAAUACCGGGAACACUGGUGCGCACCACUACUAUCCCCGAAGAUUUGGGUCGAAUCGCGUAUUUAUUGACUGAUAAGACGGGAACUCUGACCAGAAAUGAGAUGGUGUUCAAGAAAAUCCAUUUGGGAAAGAUAUCCUAUAGUCCCGAGUAUUUCGAUGAGUUGUCAGCCCUAUUGAGAGCCGCAUAUACGCCACAACCACCGCAGUCCAACAACUACCAGACCCAUAAGCGCGACAGUUCCACAGCCAGCACCGCCAGCUUUACGGCCCGCCAAUACCAGCCCAGACAUAUGAGAGUGGACUCGUACGAAGUGGACAGAGAUAGCGUCUACAGAGUCCAACAGGCAGUGCUUGUGAUCGCUUUGUGUCAUAACGUGACGCCGUCCUACGAGAACGGAUCCAAUCCCUACUCAGACAGCGUUGAACUCUCCAAACCCCCCAUAGAGUCAGACUCCGUGUCCAUACCACUUAUGCCCCGAGGAAUCACAUACCAGGCCUCCAGUCCCGAUGAGGUGGCACUCGUGCAGUGGACUGAG